AGACUAGUCUCCAAUCUCUGUGUUAAUAACACUAAUCAAUCAAUAUAAAUCCGGAGUUAAAAUGGAUUACGAUUUUAGGAACAGAUUGAACAAUAAUAAUAAUAAUAAUAAUAAUCCACAACAACCACCACCAUCCUCCUCAGUAUACAACCACAGGCUGAAUCCAACAUCGCCAUCGUCGGCUUACCCCAUGUACGGCCCGUCGUCGUCGCUUUAUCCUAAGAUCGGCGUCGGCGUUGGUGGUCAACCCUCCGUCGCCGCUUCUCCCAUACGCAAUAACCCCUCUUCUUCUUGUUCUCCUCCAUCUUCCUCAGGAGGAAUGGGGAUUAGGGUUUCCUUAAAACCUGAGUUUCGUAUCACUCCACCGCCUCAAAUGUCCCCACAUAUCGGAGACAUUCCUCGAUGCACAUUUCAAUUUGACUUUGACCUGGAGAGGAAGAUACUCGCUGAAGCUGAGAAAGAAAAUCCUAAUUGGAGCAAGCUUGGUCUCGAAAACCUUCCUCAUAAGACUGCCAAACCAAUUUUUCAUGCGAACUCUAGUGUUGACCCAGUCAUGAGCAAAUAUAUGGCGUCGGGUCCUAAUAGAGAUAUAGUACCCAUUGCAGUUGCCAAGUAUGGAGAUAAUCCAACUAAGGUUAGGGAAUUUGUCAAUGGCUACACUCUUUUGCGAGAAAUGGGCUUUGAAGCAAAUAGUAUCGCUGAUGCAUUAUUCAACCAUGACAAUGAUACAGAGGCUGCAGCGCAUUUUCUGAGCGGUUCAUCAUGAGACUGCCACAAAAAUACUGAUAUCACAUUCGUGUUUUUGCUUGUAAAAUCCUUUUUUAUACUUGUGUAAAUUUAAUGAAAUGUUAGUAAAUGUCAUCAUAUGGGUGGUGUUUGGAUUUAGCUUAUACACGGGCUUAUCAGCUUAUUUUAAUUUGCCAAGGGCAAUUGGCUUAUUUUAAAGAUGACUAUAUUCUUUUGUUAAGCCUAUCACCUUAAGUUGAGAAACUCACAAGCCAGAAAAGAAUUUCGUUGAUUGGUUUUUAAACAUCCAACAAUCUGAUAAACUCAGGAAGUGAGGUAAUCCGAAAUUCCAAACGCCUCUCUACUGGUGGUUUGUGGCCAGCUAUUUUCUAUUUUUUCUGAAGUAUUGUAAUGACUUCUGCUAUGUUAUUUAUGACAUUUUAAAUAA
Messenger RNA from Erigeron canadensis, 1174 nucleotides. RefSeq lists its product as uncharacterized. NCBI's taxonomy places the organism in Eukaryota, Viridiplantae, Streptophyta, Magnoliopsida, Asterales, Asteraceae. Gene Ontology annotation, biological process: ubiquitin-dependent protein catabolic process via the multivesicular body sorting pathway. Gene Ontology annotation, cellular component: ESCRT I complex. Gene Ontology annotation, molecular function: ubiquitin binding. Bases 62 to 766 code for a protein of 234 amino acids. The record is from RefSeq and is a predicted model, not a curated record. The transcript is spliced from 5 exons.